AUGGCCGGGGGAAUUUUCAAGGCAUUUUUAUGGGUUACUGCAGCUAUGGCGCUUGCAAUGGCCGAGGGGGCUCGUGCACAGCUAGUGCCUUGCUAUUUUGUUUUCGGAGAUUCAGUCUUCGACAACGGUAACAACAAUGACUUGAAUACCUCCGUCAAAGUUAACUAUUCACCUUAUGGUAUUGAUUUUGCUAGAGGUCCUACCGGCCGGUUCAGCAAUGGCCGUAAUAUUCCUGACUUUAUUGGUUAG
Molecule: messenger RNA, 249 nt
Organism: Eruca vesicaria subsp. sativa (arugula)
Lineage: Eukaryota; Viridiplantae; Streptophyta; Magnoliopsida; Brassicales; Brassicaceae
Source: the annotation of a GenBank genome assembly